AUGUUAAGACAUAAAGUAGAAAAUUGUGAGCUGACGAAUUUGGAGAAGAUGUCUGAGAGCCCUUUGACAGUCACAGGGGAUGGUCUAGGAGGUGGCUUCCCGCCGGAUAGGGGAAGGCAACUCCAGUUAACAGAUUUUUGGAAGGCUCAUCCUCCAAUGGAGAAGGCGGUGUUGGAUGGAGGAAAGGAGCCUUCUGCUACUGCAAAUAAAUCCUUUGCCUCCAUUGUUGGUUCUGAUACCGAAGCUUCUGCAAAAGUGACCGUCUCAACUGAUCAAAUACCACACAAAUCUUAUGCGAAUGUGGUAGGCUCAAACACACCGAUGGUGGAUGAACUUCCCGACCCUGUUCAUGCAGGGAAUUCGACCAAGGUGAUCAUUCCCCAGGAGGCUUACGAGGAUAGAUUACUAAAAUAUCAAUUUGCCUUGAUUGGCAGAAUCAAUUUUCGUUUUCUUUCCCUGGAUGAUGUUCGCAGAGAAGCCCGUGACUCUUGGAAACUAAAAGGUAAAGUGAAGAUGAUACCCAUGGGUAAGGGCUUCACGAUCUUUCAAUUUGAGUCUGAGCAUGACAUGGCCCAGAUGUGGAAGCGAAGCCCUGUGAAGAUUGGAGGUCAACUCGUUCGGUUUCAAAGAUGGCGUCCAGAUUUUAGCAUCCAUGAAAAAUUGAUCAAUAAGGUCCUGGUUUGGGUGCGAUUUCCAGAUCUUCCUCUGGAAUAUUGGCAUGAAAAGGUAUUAUUGACAAUGGCCAAGGCAGUAGGGAGGCCAGUUGGUCUCGAUCAACGCACCAAGAGCGUUAUAUACGGAAAUUAUGCUCGUGUUCUGGUGGAGAUGGAAGUGGGGGUUCCAAGGCUGGAGGAAAUCCAAGUGGAACGCAAACAGCCUGGGACUCAAAUUUUGUUCUGGUUCAAGCAGCAGUUGAUAUACGAGGAUUCAUUGGGCAAAUGCGGUUUCUGCAAAAAACUGGGGCACCAAGUUCAUACCUGCCGAGAAAAGAAGGCCUAUGACGAGCGGCAAAAUGCUCGAGCCAAUGCAGAGAUACCAGGGGCGGUGUACGAAGAAGACAGAGUCAACUCGGGAACGAGUAACUCACCGGUUUGCAUCAACACUUCUUUGGAAACAAGGGAUCACGAUCUUGAGAAUUCAAAUUCAAAAUGUGUGAACACUGAUGGAGUACUGGAGGGGGAGAUUUUAAAUAAGGAAGCUCAUGAUAGUGAGGAAAUACAGUCUGAAUCUUCUGAUUCAGAUAAGGAGGCAUUAUUUUCUGAUGAUGAGGUGGGCCGGUCUGAUGAGGAGUCUUCCUCUGAAUCUGGGCAGGAAUCAGACUGGGAUAUGGUUAAGGAAGGAGAACCGAACCAGUUGGGUUCAGUUUUAAUCACUGGACCAUUGGAGAUUCAGCAGCAGCUCCCUUUGAGCAGGAAGGAGAUUGCUCGGAUGGGAGUUCAAGUCGUCGACAAGGCAGCAGAGAUGAUUGAGAAAGGAAUUGACGCAGGGGAGAAAAAGAAAAAGAAAAAGAAAGGUGGUGAGCCCAUGGUGGAUUCUUUUUCUUUCCCUGCUCGUUUUUUUAAUCGACUGGGAUUCAUGUCUGAAUUUAUCCAUAACUCCCGUCUUGAUAAAGUGCCAAACCUCUGGGUAGUCUGGAAAAAUUCUCUUGCGAGGCCUGUGGUGGUUCAGUCCUCAGAGCAGAUGAUUUCAGUUUCUAUGCAAUGGAAUGGUCAGCAGGUUGUGGUUUCUGUGAUUCAUGCUUCGUGUUUCAGGGCAGAGCGUAGGAAUCUUUGGGUGGAGAUGGGCAUUGUGGCUGCCCUGUCCUGUCCAUGGGUUGUUUUGGGGGACUUUAAUGCCACAUUAUAUUCCCAUGAGAAGAGGGGUCCUGGUAGAUUCAAUGUGGGUGCCGCGGCAGAGUUCCAGGCCAUGGUGGAUGCUUGUGAUUUGAUUAGCUCUCCUUCCCAAGGAUCCAAUUUUACCUGGACAAACAAUAGAUGUAGAGGACAUGUGGCGGCAGGGCUUGACAGAAGUUUUUUCAAUGCUCAAUGGUUGGAUGUUUUUGGUGAUUGUGGUCAGAAGGUGCUCCAUAGAUCAAUUUCAGAUCAUGCUCCAAUCCUUUUUUUCUCAGCAGCGAUUCCUAAGCCUCGAAAUGCCCCGUUCAGACUUCAUCGUUUUUGGAUGGAAGAGGAAUCCUUUGUGGACCUGACUUUCCCUAACUUCGAUGUAGCUCUUAAAGAUGCUACUGCAGAAGUGGAGGAAGUCCAGCGAACUAUUGACCAGAUAGGGAUGUCUGAUGAGUUAUACUCCAGAGAAGCAGAGGCGAAAACUAAGCUUUUGAAAACAGUAGAGAUGCACGAAAAACUUUGGGCUGAAAAAGCUCGCUGCAAUUGGGCGAAACUUGGAGACCGUAACUCAAAAUUUUUUCAUCUAUCGGUUAAGGUGCGACGUUUAAAAAACAGCAUUCAUGCUUUGAAAAAACAAGAUGGUACAGUGGUCUCUGAGCCGAUGCAGAUGGCAGAAUAUGUGUCACUUUUUUUUGAAAAUUUUCAUAAAGCAGACCAUUGCAUAGAUCAUAUGGAGCUGUUGCAGGUGAUUCCUAAUGAGGUGAAUAGGGAGGACUCUUCCAUAUUAGAAGCUAUUCCUACCAGAGAAGAGAUUAAGAAGAUGGUAUGGGGGUUGGAUCCAGAUAGCUCUCCUGGCCCUGAUGGGUUCCCAGGUGCUUUCUUUAAACAGUGUUGGGAGAUAGUGAGUGACGAUUUUUGUGGGGCUGUGAUUGCUUUCUUCCGCGGUGGGAAGCUUCCAAAUGGGGUAAAUAACAAUUUUGUGACGCUAAUUCCAAAGGUGGAGGGAGCGGUCUCUCUGGAUAAAUUUCGCCCCAUCUGCAUGGCAAACUUUUUCUGUAAAGUCCUAUCAAAGAUCAUGGCUGAGAGGUUAUCUUGCCUUCUUCCUCGAUUGGUGUCAGAUGAACAAGGGGCGUUCCAGAAAGGUAAGAUUAUUUCAUCUAAUAUUGGAUUAGCCUCUGAGCUUGCUAAUUUAUUACAUACAUCUGUCAGAGGGGGAGGCAUAGGUAUUAAGAUUGACGUGCAGAAAGCCUAUGACACAUUGUCAUGGGAUUUUCUUUUUGCGGUCUUGAAAAAAUUUGGCUUUUCGGAUGUGUGGUUAGCUUGGAUUCAUGAAAUUUUGGUUUCUUCUAGAAUUUCAGUGUUAUUGAAUGGUGGUCCGGUGGGUUUCUUUGGAGUUGAGAAAGGUUUGCGACAAGGGGAUCCGCUAUCUCCUAUGCUUUUUAUUUUGGCAAAAGAAGUGUUGUGCAGGGGUCUAAAUGGUCUAUUAAAGGAAGGAAAACUGAAGGCGCUCCCUGGUCCUAGAGGUGCUACUGUCCCCAAUCAUCUGCUUUUCGCGGAUGAUAUUUUUAUCUUCAUGAACGCAGGAGCAAAACAUGUUAGAUGUCUGAGAGAAUUCCUGAUUAAUUACCAAGAAUUUUCUGUCCAAAAAAUAAGCUUGGAGAAGAGUAAGGGAUGGCAAGGCAAACUCCUUUCAAUGGCUGGUCGUGCAGAGCUCAUUCGGUCUGUGAUCUUAGGUGGAGACCUCAAGAAGGGUUAUAGAGCAUCUUCAGUGUUUAAAGGAAUUGCGAAGAUGUGGAAUUUUGUAUCUCUAUCUGAGCUGUGGAUGGUGGGUACAGGGAAUGCUGGAGCAGGUGGCAUUAUAAGGGACAGCAAGUGCCAGAUUGUAGCGAUUUAUAGCUCCUAUUUAGGAAUAGCUUCAAAUUUCCAUGCUGAAUUUCAAGCUUUAAUUGAAGGAAUUGAGAGAGCAAGAGAGCUGAAUUGUGCAUCCUUGUGGAUUGAAUGUGACUCGGGUGCUGUGAUGGUUGCUAAGAAGGAAGCAUAUUCAUCAGUGGUGGCAUGGCCUCCUGAGGUGCUUGACUUCAUGGCUGAGGAUGCGAUGGGCAGAUCGGUAUUCAGAUUUUAUUAG
This is a messenger RNA of Macadamia integrifolia, 3948 nucleotides long. RefSeq lists its product as uncharacterized. NCBI's taxonomy places the organism in Eukaryota, Viridiplantae, Streptophyta, Magnoliopsida, Proteales, Proteaceae. The transcript has 9 exons. The coding region runs from base 1 to 3948 and encodes 1315 amino acids. The record is from RefSeq and is a predicted model, not a curated record. Gene Ontology annotation, molecular function: nucleic acid binding; RNA-DNA hybrid ribonuclease activity.